Messenger RNA from Solanum dulcamara, 2786 nucleotides. RefSeq names its product protein FAR1-RELATED SEQUENCE 6-like. Gene Ontology annotation, molecular function: zinc ion binding. Gene Ontology annotation, biological process: regulation of DNA-templated transcription. The record is from RefSeq and is a predicted model, not a curated record. Bases 569 to 2590 code for a protein of 673 amino acids. NCBI's taxonomy places the organism in Eukaryota, Viridiplantae, Streptophyta, Magnoliopsida, Solanales, Solanaceae. The transcript has 3 exons.
UCUAUCCUCCAAUAUUUUGAUUGGAGAAAUUGAAAUGCUUUGAAGGUCAGUAACGCAGUAUAGACAAUAUUCCAAGGAUGUAGUUGCAAAUAUUCAUUUUACCAAAUUCUAAGCCCUUUUACCGAUUUUGGUUCGCUCGCCGUCGUACAAAAUCAACCUUUCCACCUCCGUCGUCCGCCGUUUUCCGCCACUACCCUCGCCGCUCGUUCGCCGGCGUAUAAUUUUAUGUCACUAGCCUGGUUAGGAGAGUGAUAACUGAUAAGUUUCUGGUGAACAGCUGAGCUAUAAAUAUCCAAUCUGAUGACGAUUUUGAUUGAAAUGUAAAAUUUUAAUUUUUGUCCCUUUUUCUACUAGAGGUUAAGAUGGCAGCGGCUCUGUUUUGAGUUUCAAAAUGACAAGUCUAAUGUCAAAGUCAAUGAGAAUCUCGCGGCUUUUCUAUCUUGCACUCCAUCAUAGUUGAUGAAGAAUCUGGAACUGACUAUUUAAAAGAAGGUUGCAACUGAUUCAGAAAGAAAGCAUUUUGUUUGUCAACUUCUGAUCAAAUCAUCUCCGUGCUGGUUUGAAUUCCAUGUUUCAGAUGGAGGCAAUUUGUCUUAACAGUGGCCCAGUGUUUGAUGACUGUGAAGAAUAUGAGGAUGGAGAAGACUGUUCUGUGGUGGAACAUGAUAAUGAAAUUCAUGAAAAAGAUUCAAAGAAAGAGUCCCCACAACCCACAAUCGGCCUGGAAUUUGGGUCGUUCGAUGAAGCAUAUGAUUUUUAUAACAUGUAUGGAAAGGAACAAGGAUUUGGUAUUAGAGUGAGCAACUCCUGGUUUAGAUCAAAAAGGAAAGAAAGGUAUAGAGCAAAACUUAGCUGCAGUAACGCAGGUUUCAAGAAGAAAAGUGGAGCAAAUCACCCUAGGCCAGAAACAAGAACUGGUUGUCCUGCAAUGCUAGUAAUUAAGCUUGUGGACUCAAAAAGAUGGAGAAUUGUUGAAGUUGAGCUUCAGCAUAAUCAUACUGUAAGCCCAGAAAUCAGACGGUUCUAUAAGUCGCACAAGAAAAUGAUUCUUGCUUCCAAAAAGCAGCAGGAAUUGACACCUGUUACAGAAGUACAUACCAUUAAGUUAUACCGCACAGGUAUUGAUGCUGCUUAUAAUGGAUCCCAAGAAGUCGAGGAAACAGAAAGUAGGCUUCCUGUUGAUACCUCAAAGCAUUUGGAACUUAAAGAGGGUGAUGCCCAUGCACUGUAUAAUUAUUUUUGUCGUAUGAAGUUGACAAAUCCAAACUUCUUUUAUCUGAUGGAUCUUGAUGACGAAGGAUGCCUGAGAAAUGUGUUCUGGGCUGAUGCUAGGUCAAGGGCUGCUUUCAACUCCUUCUCUGAUGCAGUUGCAAUUGAUACAACAAGCUUGAGAAACAAAUAUGAAAUUCCUAUAAUUUCUUUUGGCGGAUUAAACAAUCAUGGGCAACCUGUUUUGCUGGGAUGUGGUUUUCUUGGACAUGAUUCAGUAGAUUGCUUUACUUGGAUGUUGAAAUCAUGGCAAACAUGUAUGCUGGGGAGACAUCCACAAGUUAUUCUAACUGAUCAGUCAAAACCAUUGCAAAUUGCAAUUUCUAAGGUUUUCCCUCAAGUUUGCCAUUGUUAUUGUUUGUCAUACAUUGUGCAGCGAGUUCCUGAGAAGUUGGGAGGAUUGAAGGGGUAUGAGUCUAUCAAGAUGCAACUGUAUAAUGCAGUUUAUAAUUCUUUGAAGAUCACCGAGUUUGAAAGUUCUUGGGGUCAGAUGAUAAGUCAGCAUGGACUCAAGGACAAUAAAUGGCUUCUAUCAUUGUACGAAGAUCGUGAAAAAUGGGUACCAGUCUACUUAAAAGAUAUUUCCUUCAUGGGAAUCAUGCCAAUAAAAGAAAAUGAGAGUUUGGAUUCAUUUUUUGAUGGUUAUGUACAUAAACACACUUCAUUCAAAGAAUUUGUUGAUAAGUAUGACCUAGCCCUGCAAAGGAAGUACCAGAAAGAAGCAAUGGCUGAUAUGGAGUCGAGAAGUUCAAGCUUUGAACUGAAAACAAAAUGCAAAUUUGAGCGGCAACUCUCACGGAUAUUCACAAAGGAAAUAUUCAAGAAGUUCCAAAAAGAAGUUGAGGAAAUGUACUCUUGCUUUAACACAAGACAAGUACACAUUAAUGGGCCAAUAAUGACCUUUGUUGUCAAAGAAAGAGUAGAAUCCGAGGGAAGUGAGAAGGAGAUCAGGCAGUUUGAGGUUCUCUAUGAGACAACACAAGUAGAAGUACGCUGUAUUUGUAGUUUGUUUAGUUUUAAAGGCUACUUAUGCAGACAUGCGUUGAAUGUAUUGAAUUAUAAUGGUGUGGAAGAUAUCCCAUCACAAUACAUCCUACCGCGUUGGUACAAAGAUUACAAACGUAAGAUUCCAGUAGAUUCUGUCAUUAGUCAUGUCGAUGUGAAUAAUCCUAUGGAAUUGUAUAAUCAUCUACAUAAACAUGUCAUGCGAGUUGUUGAAGAAGGGGCACAAUCUGAAGAGCAUUACAUGGCUGUCCUCCAAGAAUUAGAAGCUUUAUUGAACAGAUUUUCCCUUGUAGAUAACAAUUUGGUUUCACUGUAAUAUUUGACAUGGAACAUUCAAUGCAGAAUUAUGAAGCAUCUUUGUACAGAAUAUAUAUCACAUGCCUUGAUCAUGGGCUUUGCCCCUUUAUACAUGUGAUAUUUGCUAUACAGGCAGUGGAAGUCUAGAGUCUUUACAGGACAUUUUUGUUCAAGUUUCCUCUAUAUACAAGGAUGAAUAAUUCAUCAUUCAAUGA